Molecule: messenger RNA, 1297 nt
Organism: Castor canadensis (American beaver)
Lineage: Eukaryota; Metazoa; Chordata; Mammalia; Rodentia; Castoridae
Source: RefSeq, a predicted model, not a curated record
AUGAAAACCGGAAAUUUUCUUUUAACUCCCCCCUCCGCCCCUCUCGCCCCCAUCCGUGAGGAUGGCUGGGGAGCCGCGAGGCUCCUAGCACAGCCGGGGCUCAGUCGCCUCCCCUCUCUCCGGAAGGCUUUAAUUUGCACACUUGCUGGCCGGCCACCGCGCAGAGUCCCCCGGGCCCGGCAGCCGGGUGGGUCUCCAGCAAAGCAGGCUCGCGGGUCUCCGCCCAGCCCCGCCCCGCCCCGAGCGGCGGCCGCCCCCGCCACCUCCCCGGCUCGGGCCCCCCAGUCCCGGCCGGAGCCCCGAGGCCCCCGACCGCCCCAGCGAGCCGCGCGGGCGGCGCCCUCCGCCGUCCCUCCGCCCUCCGCCGCUGUGCCCACCCCCUUGCGGGAGAGUGCGCAGCGGACUGCGUCCCCAGUCGGGUUACCUGCUCCGCGCGCGGUGGACACGUGCGGAGGUCCGACGGACACUAGCGGCCCCUCGGGAGACCCGACGCGACUGGGCCCUCAGGUACAAGGCUUGUGGGCUGAGACGCGCUGGGGCAGAGACUAUGUAACCGCCUCCGUGUCGGUGUCGAGGACUUGGCUUCGGGGAGGGCAGAGGAGGGAUCGGUUCGCUCCUCCGGCGGCAGGCGGAGUUUCGCGGCGGCACCAGGGUUGCGCCAGCCAGCGAGGAGGUCGCUCCAUCCAGCCGCGGCGGCCGCCAAGAGCCCCAGCACCGGAGCUCCGGAUCCGGCGGGGCGAGGGCGAGCGAGCCCGAGUUCCCCCGGAGGAGACGAGCGAGAGCGAGCGAGCUAGCGAGCGCACCCCUGCCCGCCCCAGCGGCGCCGCGCCGGGCGGUAUGGAGAAGGACGGCCUGAGCCGCGCCGACCAGCAGUACGAGUGCGUGGCAGAGAUCGGGGAGGGCGCCUACGGGAAGGUGUUCAAGGCCCGCGACUUGAAGAACGGAGGCCGGUUUGUGGCUCUGAAGCGCGUGCGGGUGCAGACUGGCGAGGAGGGCAUGCCGCUCUCCACCAUCCGCGAGGUGGCGGUGCUGAGGCACCUGGAGACCUUCGAGCACCCCAACGUGGUCAGGUUGUUUGAUGUGUGCACAGUGUCACGAACAGACAGAGAAACCAAACUAACACUAGUGUUUGAACAUGUUGAUCAAGACUUGACCACUUACUUGGAUAAAGUUCCAGAGCCUGGAGUGCCUACUGAGACCAUAAAGGUACUGAGAAUCUUCUUUCUGCCUGAUCAGGGAGCCCACUAUUAUAAGUCUACAUACUGAACAGUGGCAUUCCUUAUGAAAAUUGCCAAAA